AUGCGCCGCGACCCGACCUGGAAGAGGCAGUCUUCAGAGCCCACGUGUUCGACAAGCAUGGCGGAGACGGAGAGUAUGGACGUCGCUGAGCCUCCGGCUCCGGGAGAGGCCCCGAAGAGUGGCGCCCGGCCUGCCGACCGUCAUGGCCUGCUCAAGCACAGCCGCGAGUUUUUGGAUUUCUUCUGGGACAUUGCGAAGCCGCAGCAGGAGACGCGGCUUGAGGCCACGGAGAAGCUGCUGGAGUAUCUGCGCGCAAGGCCAGAGGGAUCAUCGGAGCUGAAGUACUCCCUGAAGCGCCUAAUUACUGGGCUCGGGGUCGGACGAGAAACAGCCCGGCCCUGCUACAGUCUGGCCCUGGCGCAGCUGUUACAGGCUUUUGAAGACAUCCCCUUGUGCAGCAUCCUGCAGCAGAUACGAGAGAAAUAUGACCUGCAGAAGGUUAAGAAGGGGAUGGUGAGACCCGCUCUCUUUGGAAACCUGUUUGGGGUGCUAGCCCUCUUUCAGUCGGGCAGGCUGGUGAAGGACUCGGAGGCACUGAUGCAGUCGGUGAAGCUGCUGCAAGUCCUGGGCCAGCACUACAGCCACUUGCAGGAGCAGCCCCAGAAGGCCCUGGUGGACAUCCUCUCACAGGUCCCGGAGGCCACGUUGCAGGAGGUCCUGCCAAAAGUCCUCAAGCCCGACUUGAAUUCAGUACUUGGUUCCCCUGAGCACCUGGAGCUCUUCCUCUUGGCCCAGCAGAAGGUGCCCAAGAAGCUGGAGAAGCUGAUGGGACCGGUCAACCUGUUCUCAGAUGAGAGCGUCCCCAGGCUGGUUACUGUGCUCAAGACGGCGGCCACCUCUGCGAAGAAGGAACGCAAGCUGCCUGCCGUGGCUUUGGACCUGCUCCGCCUGGCGCUCCAGGAAGACAGCUUCCCACGGUUCUGGAUGGAGGUUGUGGAACAAGGACUCCUGAAGCAGCAGUGCUGGCCAGCCAGCUACCUGUGUUUCCGCCUGCUGGGCGCGGCCCUGCCCCUGCUCUCCAAGGAGCAGCUGCAGCUGGUGAUGCAGGGGGACCUGAUCCGCCAUUACGGGGCGCACAUGGUCACUGCUAAGCUCCCGAGCCAGUUCAAGUUUGCUCCAGAGAUGAAUGAGUAUGUGGGGGCCUUCCUGAAGGGCUGCCGGGAUGACCCCGAGCGGCAGUUGGCCCUGGUGGUGGGCUUCACAUCCGUCACCAACCAGGGCCUCCCCAUCGUACCUACCUUCUGGCGGGUCAUGCAGUUCCUGAGUCCCCCCGCCCUCAAGGGCUACGUGGCCUGGCUGCGGGACAUGUUUCUCCAGCCCAACCUGGACUCCUUGGUGGACUUCAGCACCAACAACCAGAAGAAAGCCCAGGACGCUUUGUUCCACGGGCCUGAGCGAGCCGUGUUCCGGCUACGGAAGUGGAUCAUCUUCCGCCUGGUCAGCAUCGUGGACAACUUGCAUGCAGAGAAGGAGGAGGCCUUGAUUGAGGAGGUGGCCAGGUUUUGUUUUUUCCACUCAUUCUUCGAGACAAAGAAGCCCACAUCCCAGAUCCCUGAGACCGAGCAGCACUUCUCUCACCCCCUGGACAGCCGGACCCGGGAGGUGGUGGGCAGUGCCUUCUUCAGCCUGCUGCAGACUCUCAGCACGCAGUUCCGGCAGGGGCCGGGGCAGACGCAGGACGGGCAGCCCUGGACCUACCACCUGGUGCGGUUCGCAGACCUGCUGUUGAGCCACAGCCGCAACGUGGUUCCCCUGGUGGCCUUCACCACGCAGCAACGCCAGGCCUGGGACCGGACGCUGAAGACUCUGAAAGAACUGGAGGCGCAGUCCUCAGAGGCCAAGGCCACUGCCUUCCAGCACCUGCUACUCCUGGUGGGCAUACACCUCUUCAAGUCCCCCACAGAGAGCUGUGACCUCCUGGGCGACAUCCAGACCUGCAUCAAAAAGAGCCUGGGGGAGAAGCCCCGUCGGACCCGUUCCAAGGCCACCAACCUGCAGGAGCCGCCGUGGGUGGAGGUGCUGGUGGAGAUCCUGCUGGCCCUCUUGGCCCAGCCCAGCCACCUGAUGCGCCAGGUGGCCCGAAGUGUGUUCGGCCACAUCUGCUCCCACCUGACUCCACGUGCCCUGCAGCUCAUCCUGGAUGUGCUAAACCCCGAGGAGAGCCAGGAUGAGGAUGACAACGUGGUGAUUACAGACGCCUCCGAGCAGCAGUUGCUGGGGGAUGCGGAGGACGAGAGCUCGGACGACGGCGAGGACAAGGGCAACGAAGACUCGGAGAGUGAGGAGGAGGAAAGCAAUGACGAGGAGAGCGACGAGGAGGAUCGGGACGGGGACGUGGACCAGGGCUUCCGGGAACAGCUGCGGGCGGUGCUGCAGGCAGGGAAGGCGCUGGGCGGAACUGACGGCGAGGACGACGACGAGCUGGGGGAUGAGGCCAUGAUGGCCCUGGACAAGAACCUGGCCAGCCUCUUUGCCGAGCAGAAGCUGCGCAUCCAGGCCCGGAGGGACGAGAAGAACAAGCUACAGAAGGAGAAGGCUCUCCGACGGGGCUUCCAGAUCAGGGUCCUGGACCUGAUCGAGGUGCUGGUGACCAAGCAGCCUGAGAACCCCCUGGUCCUGGAGGUGCUCGAGCCGCUGCUGCACAUCAUCCGGCACAGCAUGCGCACCAGCAGCACGAAGCAGGAGCAGGACCUGCUGCACAAGACGGCCCGCAUCUUCAUGCACCACCUGUGCCGCUCCCGGCGUUACUGCCGCAGCGUGGGCGACCGCGUGGAGACUCUGUGCACCCAGCUGGAGCGGCUGGUGCAGCAGGCCGGCCGCCAGGCUGACUCCUCCGUCUGCCUCUACUAUUUCAACGCCUCCCUCUACCUGCUCCGGGUCCUGAAGGGCAACGCUGUGGCUAAGUCCGCCUGCAAGGCCCAGAAGAAGGAGAAAGCCGGCGCUGAUGCCGGCACCCAGCCCCGGGGCCCAGAGGCUGCCAGCUGCUUGGAUUUGAGCCUCGUGACCCCGAUCUACUCAUCGGCACUGAGCUCCUUCCUAACCAAGCGCAGCAGCCCGCUCACAGCUCCCAUGUUCCUCAGCCUCUUCUCCCGGCACCCGAUGCUCUGUAAGAACCUGCUCCCCAUCGUGGUCGAGCACGUGGCAAGCCAUACGCGGCCCCGCCAUCAGGCCCAGGCCUGCCUGCUGCUCCAGAAGACCCUGCCCACGCGGGAGCUGAGGCUGUGCUUUAAGGACCCCGAGUGGAAGCAGCUGCUCGACCAGAUCCUGGCGAAGGUCACUGAGACCCUGCGGACGCUGGGUGAGGCCGAGACCAAGUCAGGGCGCCAGAAGGAGCUGUCCUCCUUGGAGCUGCUCAACGUUCUCUUCAGGAACAUCCAUCACGAGAAGCUGACGAUGGACCUGACCACUGUCCUGGGUGUGCUGCAGAGCCAACAGCCGAGGCUGCAGCAGGGGCUACAGCAGGGGGCGCACUCGGCCGGGUCCAGCCGCCUCUAUGAUCUCUAUUGGCAGGCCAUGAAGUUCCUCGGAGUCCAGCGUCCCAAGUCGGAGAAGGACGCCAAGGAAGUCCCUCAGGCCAGGCCGAGCCCCGUUAGCAUGAAGCGGAAGAAAAAGGGGUUCCUGCCAGAGAGCAAGAAGCGUAAGAAACGCAAGUCUGAGGGCGCCACGCAGGAGGAGGCGGCCAAGCCCGCAGCCGCCGGGGGGGACCAGCCCCCCAGCACUGGCAAGAGGCAGAGGAAGAGGAAGCGCAAGGGCCCAGCCCAGUCCCAGGCGCAUGGGCUGCCCGCCUCCAAGAGUCCGACCCCGGACCCCCCUGCCACGAGCCCCAGCAGCCCCGCCAAGACCCCAGAGCCGCAGAAGAAAACUCGGAAGCUGUCCCAGGUGAGCAGAGCCACUCCCGAGUCCCCCGAGGAGCCUGCUGCCAAAAAGCGUCAGAAGAAUCUGCCCCAAAAGGGGGUUUCAGGCAAGUCGCCGCAGUCCGCACUGCCUCGGAGAAAGGCCAGAUUGUCUUUGGCCGGCAGGAGCCCCAGCCUCCUCCAGAGCGGGGCCAAGAAGAAGGGGCAGCUGAGGAAGGCGAAAAAGCUGUGA
Molecule: messenger RNA, 4086 nt
Organism: Lipotes vexillifer (Yangtze River dolphin)
Lineage: Eukaryota; Metazoa; Chordata; Mammalia; Artiodactyla; Lipotidae
Gene: MYBBP1A
Product: MYB binding protein 1a
Exons: 26
Coding region: 1-4086 (1361 amino acids)
Biological process (GO): regulation of DNA-templated transcription
Cellular component (GO): nucleolus
Molecular function (GO): RNA binding; transcription factor binding; sequence-specific DNA binding
Source: RefSeq, a predicted model, not a curated record